Molecule: messenger RNA, 1571 nt
Organism: Aspergillus caelatus
Lineage: Eukaryota; Fungi; Ascomycota; Eurotiomycetes; Eurotiales; Aspergillaceae
Product: Zn(II)2Cys6 transcription factor
Exons: 4
Coding region: 56-1495 (479 amino acids)
Biological process (GO): positive regulation of transcription by RNA polymerase II
Cellular component (GO): nucleus
Molecular function (GO): DNA-binding transcription factor activity, RNA polymerase II-specific; transcription cis-regulatory region binding; zinc ion binding
Source: RefSeq, a predicted model, not a curated record
GGACACCCGAGCGCAACUGAACCCCGUGGUGCAUCAACGACAUUGCUGGGAAUGUAUGCGCCGUCGGCUCGUAUGCGAUUUCGAGCGUCCUACUUGUAACAAAUGCCGAUCGGCUGGUGUUGCUUGCCCCGGAUAUGACGAAAAGAAACCACUCAGAUGGCUAGCCCCUGGCAAAGCGACAUCUCGUCCUCGGAAGCGACGUUUUCCUCCUGGCACGGACCGCUCGUCAUCAGUCAGUAGCGAAGAGACGACUAACAAGCAGGCUGUUCCGCAAACCAGCGUAGGAAGUGAACUACUGCGAAUACCAAACCCAGGCCGAGAGCUGAAAAGCGAAACAUGCACAAUGGUUGAGGCUGUGCGGUACUUCAACGACUAUGUCUAUCCUGACUUUCGCGCUAUGCACGAGUUGGCGCCGAACCCUUACCUUGGCCAGUUUCCCCUAGAUGCGCUGCACCAAAUGCCCAUGUCAAUAUGUCACACAUUAGUUUAUCUUGCCCUCGGUCACCGCAUCCAUCGUGUGUACCCAGAAGAUCACUGUCGCUCGUUGGCGCGUUUGCGACCGAGCCUUUAUCAACAUAGAGGACUAGCACUUCGAUCCUUGACUGAGCUGAUGGGGAAUUUGAGCAACCAAAUGACCAUCGAUCUUGCCAUUGCAAGCAUUAUGUUAUUCUUAAUUGUAGAUGCCAGACAGCUGCCGUCAGUGGAUUGGCAGCACCAUUUCACUGCCGCCAUGGAGUUGAUUAAGCUGCGUGGUGGUCUAGCAAGUCUUGCACAUUCCUCCGAGUAUCUGAAGCCCUUGAUACUCCAUCUUCUCAUCCUGGGGGUGAUGGCUAACACGACUACUCCUCCAUCACAACAUAUUCCACCCACAUCGCAACUCGAACUUAUUGACAUCAUGACAGAGCUAUACGGAGAUGGGAUAUACCCGAUCCUCCUAUGCCCCCCUUACCUCCUAAUGGAUGUAAUCAAGAUUAACAACCUCCGCUUCCAAACGACGUCUUCCCCCAUAACUGAAAUCACACGAGCGACAGCGCACAAGAUACUCGAGCACAUCGAGGCCUUCUCGCCCGAAGACUGGACGGGCACCAACUCCGAAGCCCGAGAGGACUGGUUGCUACUAGGACGCAUGUACAAGUCCUCCGUAGCACUGUACUGUAUCUCGUCUCUCCAAAACCUGUCCAUCCUUCCUUCCAGCAAGUAUUAUACUGCUAUGAGGACUGUACAUGGGACCUGUCUAUAUACUCUUCUUCCAAAGGUUACCCACCGCCCCCGUAUCAAACAUUUGACGAUAUGGCCACUGGUCGUAGCGGGGAUGCAAGCCGUUGAUGCGAGUCCUAAUGUCCGUCGUAUCGUUGACGAGCUAUUGUCAGAUCUGAGCAAAGUUAUGGGGUGCCCGACGCCUAUGUUGGCGAGUGCUGUGUUUCAUAGGUUUUGGACUUCGGGGCAAACAAGGUGGGAUGAAUGCUUUGAUAAAGCAUACGUGUUUGUGACAUAGGUCCAGAUCCAAACUUUAAGCAUGUAUUUAGAUCAAUGGACAUGCUUAUGGGAAGGUCAAGGUUACGAAUUUCAUG